Messenger RNA from Apis florea (little honeybee), 1508 nucleotides. Its product is annotated as fibroblast growth factor 17. The record is from RefSeq and is a predicted model, not a curated record. NCBI's taxonomy places the organism in Eukaryota, Metazoa, Arthropoda, Insecta, Hymenoptera, Apidae. Gene Ontology annotation, molecular function: growth factor activity.
AUGCGGCUACGCGAAAAUGCAUCGCGUGCAGCAACCUCGCCGUUGGAAAAAUCCUCGACCACAGCCGUGCGUUUAACGUUUAAAGGAUACGAGUGCAACGAGUUCAAUAGCGGUCAGUCUUGCUCCGUACUUUCAACCGUGGUCAAUUUCGAGGAGAAAUUGGAACGGUACACACGAAGGUAUAAAAUUAUUGGUCGAUUGCAGGUGGUGAUGUGCGGGGCGGUGCCGGCAAUGGUGCGCUCCGUGAGUCUCUACUCGACUUGCAGCAGCGGCAAUGUUACCGUAAUGGGCCGUUUGAUCAAGGCCGUGGAACGCACCGAUCACAAUGCCCCUUACCAAAAACUUACGACCCAGUCCGAGGACUUCAGUAAAAUGUUGUACAUCUUCGCGGAGAAGAGCCAGCGAUACAUCUGCUUCAACAAGAAAUGGAAACUCGUCGGCCUGCUUAAGAAGCAAAAGGGUUAUUGUCAGUUCUACGAGGAGUACAACGGCUCGUAUCUGACGUACAGGAACGUGAAUAAUUCGCGGUAUCUCGGGUUCAACAAGUCCGGGUACCCGAUCAAGAAUCGCGGUCGGCAGGAGUGCUUCAAUUUCAUCAAGUACAAUCCCCACGCCGACAUAAAUCACCACAACAGCCUGGUGAACGCGGACAUGGGUGGUAUGGGGCCGAGGGAUCCGUACGUGGUGUCGAGGAAACCGUCGCCCGCGAGGGACACGAAGAACUCCCUGUUGCAGGCGGACAGUACGAGGGAGACGAUCCACACGACGCAUCAUUAUCGGCACUCGAAUCGUUGGAAGAUGCGCCAAGGCGAGAAGAUGUCCGCGCCGCGAAGAUGGCACGAGAGCCGUCUCUUCGUCGAGGCCAACAAGUAUUGAGCCGCGCGCCGGCUCGCCGAUCAAGACUGCCUCAUCUACAUCCGUGAGAACCUGAGAUCAGACUGCCAAAUACGCUGGUGGAACGUACGGUCGAGAUGUCAGGAACCCACUAACGCGGCACCACGCGGCUCGAAGCACGCGCCUCGAUUGAUCGCAACGAACAAAAGCUGGCUGGCUCGCCUCGUGUCUCCUGCUCGCUUGGGUACACACGCACACACACAUAUACACACACGUACACGCAUCAUACACGAUACACACACACGAGACCAACCGCAUCUCGCUAUACGGACGACAAGCAACAACGAAAAUUCACUUCGUUCGCUCGAGAACGUAGGUAGAAACGGAGGGUACCGAGUUGCAGGAAGACAGUCUUGUUGGCUAGAGCUUUCGUUACGCGUCGUUAAAUUCCAUUUCACACUUGCCCCCGACUGAAUCCUUUCAGGCAAGUAUGCACGAUAUACCCAUAAUUUCCCUUUCGUUCCAUCGCUAAAUUUUUGAUACUAUUAGUUGGAGGGUGGUCGAUUAACGAACUUACCCGUACCUACUCGUUUCUUAUUUCAUUUUCACCGAUUAUCUCUCUCGAUCGUUCUCGUUGUCUCGUUUCCAAACAAACAAACAAACAAAAAAAAAAA